AUGUCGAAGAAUGAGGGGUAUGAGGACUUGACGGAAGGGAAGUUCGUAUAUUGGAUGAAUGCGGACAAGCACGUUGACCGCAAUCAGCUUGGCAAAAUUGUGGAGGUUUGUGAUGAUUAUGAUGACGGCAAGCUGACGGUCAAGUUCAGCACGGGCAAGUUCGAGAUAGAUCCGAGAUGGUUGUGUGCGUCGGACAUUCAGGUCGGUGCAUUUGUGCAAGUUGCCGGUGACUCUGACGAGGCCAUUGGAGAGGUCAAGGGCAUGGACGAGGAUGAUGACACAGUGAUUGUUGAAGUCAAAGGCGAGAACCAAAAGCACAAGCCAAAGAAGCUCAUCUUGUGCGAUGUUCAGCCCGAGAGUCUUGUGUUUUGGACCAAAGCCGAUGACGACAUCCCGGGGGGUCACCUGGGCGUUGCCUCGCACGACUUGAAUGAUAAAGGCAGGGUCAGGGUGAAGUUUCCCAAUGGCACAUGGCGUUUUAAGCCAUCUGAAAUGGUGCGAGCACACAUCCAGCCACUGUCAUAUGUGCAGUGGACAAGCCAUGACGAGGACAUCCCGAUAGGUGAGGUGGGACAAGUCGUCGGAGACAUGAACGACGAGGGCAAGGUCAAAGUUCACUUUGCUAAAGGAACGUGGAGGUUCAAGCCAGAGGACUUGUUCUUGUGCGAAAUACAGUUGGGAGCCUUCGUGAAGACGGAGCUUCGCAGUGGUGAAGUGGGCCAAGUGGUCGGGCUAAAGGUGGAGGAAAGCGGCCUCAGGGUUCAUUUCAUGAAUGGAACCUUCACCCUCACGAUGAAGGACCUCGAGCUCUACCGAAUCCAACCAGGCAAUUACGUCCACUGGAAGAAGCACGAUUCGGACAUUCCGGAAGGCUCUAUUGGGCAAGCAGUCCGAAUGAGGCGUGGUGAGAACCGCAUGUCCAUCAUAUGGCCAAAAGGAGGCUGGACGAUCAAGCCGAAGCAGCUUUCACUGUGCCCGGUCCAAAAGGGUCAGCGGGUCCAGUGGGUGAAAUCCAAUGAGGACAUAGCUGAGGGCGAUAUCGGGCAGGUGAUGUCCAUCAGGUAUAAGGACGAUGACGAAGACAACGGCAUGGAAGUGUACGUGAACUUCAGAAAGGACUACUUUUCCUUUUCUCCGAGCUCGCUGAAGCCCCUCCGCCUAGGCGCAGAUGUGAUCAACAGCGUGAAGGCGACUUUCAAGAAGUUCGACAAGAACGGCGAUGGCAAGCUCACCGAGGAGGAGUUGCUGGCGGUGCUGGGCAAGAUUGGAGGUGAUGGUGGGCUGAGCGAGGAUGAUUGCAAGACACUCUUCGGGUCUUUGGACAAGGAUGGAAAUGGCAAGCUCACGACUGACGAGUUUAUCCAGUACGUCUUUGGAUCUUCUGCUUCCACCAUGAAGAGGAUGCUUGCAGACGGCUUUGGCUUGGAAAGCGUUCUGGGCUUCAAGAAUGACGAUGGUGAGCAGGACGACGAUGACAGCGAAAAUAAACCGAGUAGUGGUCAGGCGGUUGACGGCCCAACGAAGCCUGUCACGGCGGAAUCGAUUGAGGAGAUCGAGGGCAUUGGUCCCGAAACAAUCGUGUCCCGGGCGGAGUGGGCGACUGCCAUGUUGUCAGUUGGCGUUUGCCGCCAAGCGGCACUUGAGGGCUUCGACGGCUGCCUGGCCGACUUGAAGCAAGAGGAGGAUCCCGCACUCAAAUACCUCGCCGCGGAGCUCGGGGGAAUGGGUGGCACCGCCGGCGUGGAAGAGUUGCGUGCCGCAGUCGGCAAGGUGAAGCAUGGCACGCUCGAGCUUGUGGACUUGUCGGUGCCGUCUGCAGAGGUUGAGGCAGAAAUCGAGUUGGCCAAGAAAACGGGUUGCGACGGCCUCCUUUUCCACCUCAAUAAGCAGGACAAGCCGUUUUCGGAAGCGUGGAGCGAGCUGACAUCGAAGUCUGCAAAGCUCUCUGCAAUCGAGUACGAGGCAAUGACCAAGAUCGGUGAGGAAAACAUGGAGGCAGUGAUGAAGGCGACGAGUGAGAACCCGCCAAUGGUCAGCGCUAUGGCCUCCCUACAGCGAGCCAGAGAGCAUUGCCGCCGGGAAGUUCAGGCGAUCAUUUUCGUGGACAGAGAGAAGCCAUGCAUAAACGGUUGGAAUCCCCGGCAUGCCUCGUCUGCCUUGCCAAAAAAAUGGGAGCGAGCGACAGACUUCCUGGACGACCCAAAGCUCACCAUUGACGGUCAGAAUGCGAACGACGUUGAUCAAGGUGACGUGGGCGACUGCUAUUUGCUGGGGGGCACUGCGGCUAUCGUCCGUCGUCGCAGAAGCUUCGUGCGUACAGUAUUCCCAGCAUACGAUAUUCAGGUCGGGGUCUACGGUGUACUUUUUAGCAUGGAAGGCCACUACACCUAUGAGAUCGUCGACGAUUACCUUCCUGUCAACAAUUCCAGCAAGAGGGUCUGGGCCAAAAGUACGAGCCCCCAGGAGCUAUGGGUGAGUAUUUUGGAAAAGGCCUAUUUCAAGCUCUACAAGUGUGUCGAGACUUGCUACGGAGGCCACACCCCAGAUGCGGUUCACUCCUUUCUGAGCGGCGUGCAUGGGAAGUAUUUGCUAUGUCCCGCGUACCACAAGGAACCGUCGGUUUACUUUGAGAAAUUGAAAGUUGCCUAUGAGGCCGGGGAGGUGUUGACUACCGACUUCUGGAAACCCAGCAAAGGCAAGUAUGCGGACUCUUGGUUGGGCCUUAUUGGCAAUCAUUCUUACUCGAUCCUAGAGGUGAAGGAAGCGCAUGGACACCAGAUGCUGUGCAUUCGAAACCCGCAUGCACAGGGUGAAUGGAAGGGUCCGUGGUCUGACAAGUCCGAAGAGUGGACCGAUGAGUUGCGCGAGGCAUUUGGGGUAGCCAACAAGGACGAGGGGGUCUUCUGGAUGGCCAUUGAGGACUUCCUCGAGUUUGUCGACGACGUCUACUUCAAUCGUACCUUCGGACCGGCUUGGAAGACCGCAUCCGUGUACGGACAUGCUGACAAGGAAAUCCCAAGAGCACGGGCCAAGAGAGAUUACCAAGCACGUGAACGGCACGAGCUCAGCUACAAGAAAGGUGACGAGAUCGAGUCGGAAGAGGCAAGAAACCGCUGGAUGAGUGGCAAGCACCUCCAGAGUGGACAAGUGGGCAAGUUCCAGCGUAAGAAAGUGGAGUACCAGUGUAAGGUCGUGUAUAAGUUCGUGUUUUCGGUCCAGGAUGUGGAGGAGAAUUCACCGAUCAUCUUGGCAUUGAUGCGGGAGGAUCACAAGCAAUGGCGCGAGUAUGAAAAGAAGACGUACAACGGCAAGGAGAUCAACGAGGCCAUCCAAGAGUGUCCAACUUGCUUCUUCUAUGCCCUUUCUCGUGCAGGGAAGACACUCCACAGUCGUGAGGAGACGAAACGUCUAUCUUGGACGCCCUUGGAAGUGAGAGAUUGCCCAUGCACUUUGUGGCUGACGUGUCCGGGUGGUCGGGGUCAGACAUGGACUCUGCGUGGAUUUGUGCCCCACGGAUCCUGCAGCAUCGUCAAGCACGAUUGCACCUAUUCUGACUUCCUAGAUGCGUGCAGCCACAUAUUCUGA
Symbiodinium natans is the source of this 3585-nucleotide messenger RNA. The record is from the annotation of a GenBank genome assembly. Lineage: Eukaryota; Dinophyceae; Suessiales; Symbiodiniaceae.